Sorex araneus (European shrew) is the source of this 2253-nucleotide messenger RNA. RefSeq names its product mediator complex subunit 8 (gene MED8). Gene Ontology annotation, molecular function: transcription coregulator activity; RNA polymerase II cis-regulatory region sequence-specific DNA binding. Gene Ontology annotation, cellular component: mediator complex; core mediator complex. Bases 35 to 841 code for a protein of 268 amino acids. The transcript has 7 exons. Gene Ontology annotation, biological process: regulation of transcription by RNA polymerase II. The record is from RefSeq and is a predicted model, not a curated record. NCBI's taxonomy places the organism in Eukaryota, Metazoa, Chordata, Mammalia, Eulipotyphla, Soricidae.
GGAAGUCGCCGCCGCCGCCGCCGCCGCCGCCGCAAUGCAGAGGGAAGAGAAGCAGCUUGAGGCGUCAUUAGAUGCACUGCUGAGUCAAGUGGGUGAUUUGAAGAAUUCACUGGGGAGUUUCAUUUAUAAGUUGGAGAACGAGUAUGACCGGCUAACCUGGCCCUCUGUCCUCGAUAGUUUUGCCUUGCUCUCUGGACAGUUGAACACUUUGAACAAGGUCUUGAAGCAUGAAAAGACACCACUGUUCCGUAACCAGGUCAUCAUCCCUCUGGUGUUGUCCCCGGACCGAGAUGAAGAUCUCAUGCGACAGACUGAAGGACGAGUACCUGUUUUCAGCCAUGAGGUUGUCCCAGAUCACCUGAGAACCAAGCCUGACCCUGAGGUAGAAGAGCAAGAGAAGCAACUGACGACAGAUGCUGCCCGUAUUGGUGCUGAUGCUGCCCAGAAGCAGAUCCAGAGCUUGAAUAAGAUGUGCUCAAACCUUCUGGAGAAAAUAAGCAAAGAGGAACGAGAAUCAGAGAGUGGAGGUCUCCGGCCGAACAAGCAGACAUUUAACCCAGCGGACACCAAUGCCUUGGUGGCAGCUGUUGCCUUUGGGAAGGGGCUGUCUAACUGGAGACCUUCAGGCAGCAGUGGCCCUGGCCAGCCAGGCCAGCAGGGAGCUGGAACAAUCCUUGCAGGAGCCUCGGGACUGCAGCAGGUGCAGAUGGCAGGAGCGCCAAGCCAGCAGCAGCCCAUGCUCAGUGGUGUGCAAAUGGCCCAGGCUGGUCAGCCAGGAAAAAUGCCAAGUGGAAUAAAAACCAAUAUCAAGUCAGCUUCAAUGCAUCCCUACCAGCGGUGACUGUGGCCAGCAACCUCCAAUCCCAGCGCUGUUUGCAGCAUUGGGUGGAGAAGUUGGUUUUUGCCAAGCUAAACCUAAGUGAGCGCAGAAGAGAGAAGCUUUCAGCAAUGGCUUUCAGCAAUGGCUUUCAGCAAUGGACAGAUUUCAUCCAUACUGCUGACGAGGUGUGUGAUCUUGGGCAAACGACCUAGUUUUCCUUAGGCUGUUUUCUUGCUUGUAAGUGAUAACAGUACCUACCUCAUAGGGUUGUUGUGAGGAUUAAAGUGAGAAAAUGUAAAGCACUUAGCAAACUAUGUGAAGUAGUGGGUACUCAAUAAAUAAUAGUCACUUUUCGCCCACUGCCCUUCUUAAUCCUCAAUCCAGAACUUAGUCUAAUGUGAUGCUGUUUCACUUCAAUGGUGGACCCCUGGAAACAACACCAUGGACCACUCAGCUCUUUUUAAAAGUCUGGCAGCCACUAAGACCUUAGAAACACACUGUCUCGCAAGCCUGCCCGCCUGGCCGGGUUCCUCACCAUCCCUCCGGGCUGCAGGUACGACUCUCUGCGUCUGAGGAAGCUCCGGCCUGCUCUGCUCUCCACCUUUGAGAAGCCAGUCCAGCUCUCACCUAGAAAGUAGUCGCAGAGUCCCUUGUCCUGGGCCCCACCCCGUGUGUAUGCAGCGAGUUGUCAAAGGACUGGCUGGUGAGAGCUUCCUUGGGAAGUGAGGCAGGACUGUGAGAAAGGUUUUAAUAUGUCAAAUGGAAAAAAAAAAUCCCUUCCUGGGAACCGGAGAGAGAGUAUGCUUAUCACAUGCACCCAACCUGGAUCUAAUCUCUGGCACCUCAGAUGGUUCCCCAAGCCUGCCAGCAGUGACCCCUGAGUGCAGAGCCAAGAGAAAUCCCUGGGCUCCCUUCCAUUUCUUUUAUUUUGUAGGGAGAAGGGAGUUGCUCUCAUCAUCUUUUAUCAGGCAUUAGUGUCCCGUUAGUGCCUCCCUUCUGGCCUUCGUUGGAUUUCCUCGUUCGCUGAACCAGAAGCUAGAGGAGCCAGAUGGAUGAUGGGCGAAGCAGCCCAUGAUUUUCUUCAUGCUUUAGAAAGCUGCGGAGCUACUGCCGUUCUUAGCUCUCCUUUGGGCAAAGGCAAGAAAAGAGAGUGGGUUAAAGAGUUUGGGGGCUAAAGAGACCGUGCAGGGGUUAAGGCAUUUGCCUUCAAUGUAGGUGACCCUGGUACCACAUGACCCACCAGGUGUCACUGGGUAAUCCCUGGCACCACAGGCCCCAAGGAGCACUAUCCUCAGCCCCUCAAAUUGAACCAUGGGCCUGGUUGCCUGAGAAUCACCAAGAGGGUUCCUAAGCCUCCUGAUGACUGCUUGCGACCCCCUCUAUCCUGGAAAAUAGGAACAAAGGGUUUUUCUAAAUAAAGUUUUCUGACUCGA